This is a messenger RNA of Carya illinoinensis, 3041 nucleotides long. Its product is annotated as protein BONZAI 3-like. Gene Ontology annotation, cellular component: plasma membrane. The record is from RefSeq and is a predicted model, not a curated record. Gene Ontology annotation, molecular function: calcium-dependent phospholipid binding. NCBI's taxonomy places the organism in Eukaryota, Viridiplantae, Streptophyta, Magnoliopsida, Fagales, Juglandaceae. Gene Ontology annotation, biological process: cellular response to calcium ion. The transcript has 16 exons. The coding region runs from base 207 to 1964 and encodes 585 amino acids.
AACACACGUUUUCUCUAAAGUGGGUUGCGAUCCAAACACAUAAAAAAAGUAUUCCUUUUUGUAUGUUUAUAUACAAAGGACAGGCUGAGUUUGAAGAGCUCUGAAAAUUUUUUAGAGGAUAAGUAUAUAAUUUAUCCAGGGUUUUAAAUAGAGGAGAAAACGAAAACAAAAAAGGAAUCUCAUUUGGGCUUGAGAGAGAGAGACAGAUGGGGAACUGCUAUUUGGACGUGGAAGAAGGAAAGCAAGCCGUGGGUGGGGUCCAACAGAGCCCCACAGCUACCAACAACAAUGCCGGCCACAACGACGCCGUUGAGUUCUUCUACAGGUCUCGGGAUCUCCAUCAACACUUCACCCGAGUCGAGUUAUCCCUAUCAGCAAUUAACUUGCGAGAUCGUGACAUCAUUUCAAAGAGUGAUCCCAUGGCAGUGGUAUAUGUGAAGAAUAUAGAUGGAAAACUAGAGGAGUUAGGCCGCACUGAGGUUAUACUGAAUAGCUUGAAUCCCACGUGGAUAGAAAAAGUUAUAGUUGCAUUCCAGUUCGAGAUUGUACAACCAUUGGUAUUUCAUGUAUAUGAUGUUGAUACCAAAUUUCACAAUAUACCUGUGAAGACACUGAAAUUGAAGGAUCAAGAUUUUCUUGGAGAGGCCACGUGUGUUCUAUCAGAGGUACUUACCAAACAAAAUCAGAGUUUAACCCUUAAUCUGUGUAGUAAAAUUGGGCAUGUGGGUUUGAGGAACUUAGGGGUACUCACCAUCCAUGCAGAGGAAACAGUUGCUUCAAGGAGGGUUGUUGAGAUGAUGCUCCAUUGUUCUUACUUGGAUAACAAGGACAUAUUUUCUAAAAGUGACCCUUUUCUAAGAAUAUCUAGAAUUGUGGAGAGUGGAGGCUCCAUUCCAAUAUGCAAGACUGAAGUAGUGAACAACAAUUUAAAUCCAAAAUGGAAACCCCUAUGCCUGAGUAUGCAGCAGUUUGGAAGUAAGGAUAACCCAUUGAUUAUCGAGUGCUUUGAUUUCAAUAGCAGUGGCAAACAUUCACUUAUUGGUAAACUUCAGAAGUCAGUGGCCGACCUGGAAAAACUUCAAGAAGGUAGAAGUGGUGAAAAUCUUACUAUAACAUCUCAUCAAGGUCACAAAAAGGUUUUGAAGGGAGAGCUCUUUGUGGAUCAAUUUUGUGAGAAGGAACAAUACAGCUUUCUUGAUUACGUUUCUUGUGGAUUUGAGCUUAACUUUAUGGUUGCAGUUGACUUUACAGCCUCAAAUGGAAAUCCUCAGAACCCAGAUUCUUUACACUACAUUGAUCCUUCCGGCCAGUUGAAUUCUUAUCAGAAGGCUAUAAUGGAGGUUGGGGAGGUCAUUCAAUUUUAUGAUUCUGAUAGGCGCUUUCCUGCUUGGGGCUUCGGUGGGAAAACAUUUGAUGGAACCAUCUCACAUUGCUUCAACCUAAAUGGAAGCACAGGUAGCUUGGAGGUCGAAGGAGUUGAAGGCAUCAUGUCUGCUUAUGCAAGUGCUCUACAUAAUGUUACUCUGGCAGGACCAACGUUGUUUGGCCAAGUGAUUAAAAGAGCUGCUCAAAUUGCAAGCCAAUCCGUUUCAUACAACAGCAAAAAGUACUUCGUCUUGCUCAUUAUUACGGAUGGAGUCCUUACAGACCUCCAAGAAACGAAAGACACUUUGGUGAAGGCAUCUGAUCUUCCACUAUCAAUUCUUAUAGUGGGAGUGGGAGGUGCAGAUUUUGGACAGAUGGAGGUCCUUGAUGCUGAUAAAGGACAACGAUUAGAGAGCUCUACAGAUCGUGUUGCUACACGUGACAUUGUACAAUUUGUUCCAAUGCGAGAUGUUCAUGGUGGGCAGAUUUCUGUGGUCCAGGCGCUUUUGGAAGAGCUACCAGGACAGUUCUUGACGUACAUGCGGUGCAGAGAUAUCAAGCCACGCCCUCUCCAUGAAGCCCAAGUGUCUGGUACUUGAGUAUAAGUACCAACUCCACAAAAGGCCAAUAUAUAUCGACGACACACACAGGUUGGAUAAGGGUCAAAUAAGGUAUGAUAUAUACCGCUGAUCAACAACAAUUGCCAAGGUUUUCUAAAGGCUAUCCCACCGAUAGAUUGACCUGCCUGAAAAUAGGUAUUGUUUCCUUUUUCCUUCGUGGGUGUGAGCAAGGAGUUACAGUUUUAAUGCCAAGAACGAAAUAGGAGGGUAUAUGAGAUUGUUCGAUGUCCCUCUCUGCCCAUUGAAAGAAACCCCACCGAGAACCUCUUCUUUUGCUCCAAUUUUUUUUUUAAUCCGCUCAAGCCAUUAUAGGCCAGAUACAUUGUAUUUCAUCUAUUCCACAAUCUCACUUGCACACCACCAAUGGAAGCGUCAAGUCUUCAUCAACCUCUUCCACCAUCCAAAAGAAGUCUUCAUGUGCAUGGUUGUCAAAAGCCAUUUGUUGCACAUGUAACAAUCACCAUGUGCAUGCCGCCCAUAUGGUAUUGAUUUUGGCCUUUUUUUAAAGCCACUCUCUUCUAGUUGGCCGCUGGUUGGCUUACUAGCAUUUUUUUUCCUUAUUUUCUUGAUUUUUCAGUCUUUUAUUUCAAGAACUUUGAACUUCAAAUCUAGGCUUUAAUUGCAGCCAUGCAUGCACCACCCAAAUGUCUCCUCAUUCAGUUUACGACUCACUUUUCUACUAUUUUGAUCAAUGCGCGUAUGAGCCAUAUGUGCCGUUGUCUGUACAUGCAUGGUCCUCAUGUACCGCCACACCACCACAAUGUACUGUCCCCUUCACGGCUCUACCUGAUCUAUACCUACAAUUCUUUUAACUUUUAUCUCAUUGUUUUUCUUCAACUAUGGGAUCAAACUAAUUAUCUGAUACCAAUUUUCGAGUCGUGUUUAUUUUCUUGUUUUAUCAAUCUUUUUAGGGUGAUUGAUGAGAUAUCCCAUCCCCUCAAGUUGUAUUCAUAUUUUCUUUACUAAUGUAAUAAUUUUGUCCCCAAAAAGGGGAGCAUAUAUUCAAAGAAACUGGUAAGUGUAUCAAUAUUAUUUGACUGUGAGCUUUUACACCAA